AUGCUUAAAUGCGACGUGUGCUUCCGGUACUUCGAAACCGCCUACGCGCUGUCUCAGCACUCCAAAGCAAAGCUUCACAACUACUGCGACCCGUGCGAUCGGUACUUCGGCAGCGAGCAUGCGUUGCGCCAGCAUCGAGAGAACUCCAGUCGCCACGUCCAGGAGUUUCGAUGUACCGUCUGCAACGGAGAGUUUGCUUGCGAGCCUGCGUUGCUGUGGCAUCAGUGUGUAGCGCCGCCGGGGGGGACCGCCGUUCGCGUCCGCACCCCCGCCGCCGUCCCCACCGCUGCUACAGAGGUCGUCCACCACAAUAACUUCUGCACCACGUGCGAGCGGCAGUUCCGUACCGAAGAGGCGUACGAGCAGCACAUGGCGUCGGUAGUCCACAAGCCCGUCUGUGAAGACCUGUCGUGUCCCUCGUGCCAGAGGACGUUUGUCGCGUUGUCGGCGUUCGUACAUCACCUCGAGAGUGGGGGGUGUGCGGGCGGCGCGACGAAGAGGUUUGUGGAUAGGGCUAUGAUGGCGGCGGAUCCAAUCGGGGUACUGGUGGCUGUGACGGGUGGGCAUGUUGAAGAAGAAGAUGAAGAUGACGAGGACGAGGACGAGGACGAGGAGAGUGGAAGUGAAGAUUACAAUGAGGCGUCUAGAAAUGAAGACGUCGAGUCGGAUAUUGAUGAUGAAUGGGGCACCGAAGACGACAGCGACUCCGACGACAACGGAGUCGUCAUCUUCACGCCGACCUCCUCCAGCCGGCCGUGCUCCUCUCUCUCGCUCACGCUCCCCACCCGCCUCGACUGCCGCCUGUGUCCCGACCGACCGGCCUUCAUCAAUGCGCGCGCAUUGGAGCAGCACAUGGCAUCUGCCGUAGCGCACGCACCGCGGAUCUACCACUGCCCGACGGCGUUUGGUGGCGGGCGGCCAGAGAAGAGCUUCCGGGCCGCGAGCGCGGUCAUUCAGCAUCUCGAAGCAGAGGCGUGUCGUGGUGGGUGGAAGACGUUGAACGCUGUCGUCCAGAUGCUGAAUAAGAGCCUGAAGAAGAGUAUUGGACUCGAUGAGGUUAGGCUGUUGAAGGGUGCCGUUCGGUCGAAAAAGUGGUAG
Molecule: messenger RNA, 1098 nt
Organism: Tricharina praecox
Lineage: Eukaryota; Fungi; Ascomycota; Pezizomycetes; Pezizales; Pyronemataceae
Exons: 1
Coding region: 1-1098 (365 amino acids)
Biological process (GO): regulation of transcription by RNA polymerase II
Cellular component (GO): nucleus
Molecular function (GO): RNA polymerase II transcription regulatory region sequence-specific DNA binding; DNA-binding transcription factor activity, RNA polymerase II-specific
Source: RefSeq, a predicted model, not a curated record